AAAAUCUAAUCCAAACAAACCAUGCGCCCACUGUUUUAGGUGCAAGUUGAAGGUUGGCCAUAUGCUGCAGAUGCGACAACUUGUCGGCUAGGUGGUGUGGCUACCAAUUGUCGGCAACUUCCAGGAAGUCACGGUAAAGCGGUAAAAGAAAAGUUCGUUGGUGACGUCUCUGGGGUGUAGCUUUGCUGAGUGAAGCCGGGGGGCAAAUUGCAAAAAGUGGAAAAAUUUGGAAGUGCAAAAAGUUGUGUGGAAAAUUUUCAUUCCCGCAAGUUUUUAGCCUUCCACAGAUUUUGCUGCCCUUAGUUGCCAAAGUUGAACAAUAUCCUUCCUUGUCUCAUCGCAGAAAGCAUCCCCCCAUCACCAUUGCAGAACACUUUCAUCCUAAUUCCAAUCCCAAGCGAGAAAAAAAUGGCUGAUGCUGCUGUUAGUGCUGCUAUUAAGGUCGCAUUGCAGGCGGUUGUUUCCCUUGCCGCUUAUCAUGUUAAUCUGGCUCGUGAAUUCCCAGAGGAGCUGAAGAAACUCGACAAAUCUGCUGCAAUGAUCCGAGGCUUCUUGGCUGGUGCCGACGAGGACAAGCAUAGCUCAGACGUGAAAAUUUGGCUCAAGCAGCUGGAAGAAGAGGUUUUCAAAGCUGACAAUGUGCUGCACGAGCUCAACUAUGAAAGUCUUCGUCGGAAGGUGAAGUACCAAAAUCAACUCACGAAAAAGAAGGUAUUCUUCUGCUUUUCGUUCUUUAAUAAAAUUGGUUUUCGUUCGAGGUUGGGUUCAAUGAUCAGGGAGAUCAACACGAACCUUGAAAGGAUCCAUCGGGAUGCAGAAGGUUUGGGACUGGCCUACAAGCACCAAGUUGAAGAAGCAUUCCCUACUAUUGCUGCUGGAGCCACAACAAGCCGACAGACCGACUCUACUAUUGUUCGAAGAGAUGUCCUAGGAAGAGAUAAGGAUGAAUCCGAAAUAGUUAAGAAGUUGUUGGCCGAAUCUGAAAGUGUUAUUUCAGUUAUUCCCAUAACUGGCAUGGGUGGAUUAGGCAAAACAACUCUAGCUAAAGCCGUUUACAAAAAUGAACAAAUUGUUGGACAAUUUGACAAAAAAAUUUGGGUUUGUGUGGCUGAAGAAGUAGAUAAAAUCGAGAAGGUCUUCAAAAUGAUUCUUGAAUCGUUAACAGGAGGAAAGGUUGAAGGGGAUCGUAGGGAGGUAAUAGUUCAAAAACUUCAAGAUGAACUCAAGGAAAAAAGAUAUUUCCUUGUUCUUGAUGAUGUGUGGAAUGAUCAAGAAGCAUUGUUGAAUGACUUUUUCAGCACUUUGGCGGGACUCAAUGCGAAGAAAGGGAGCUGGUGUCUUGUUACCACUCGUCUGCAAGAAGUGGCAAGUAUUCUGUCUAGACAUCCGCAGAUCAAUUUUACUCGCCAUGAGCUAGGAAAGCUCUGCAAUGAUGAUUGCUGGUCUAUCAUGAAAAAAUGGGCAACUGUAGGGGAAGAAAUACCAAAAGAAUUGGAAGACAUAAGGGAGCGAGUUUUAAGAAGAUGUGAUGGUCUACCUCUGGCAGCAAAGUUAAUUGGAGGAUUGUUAUCUAAAAAGAGAAAAGAGGAGUGGCUAUCUAUUUUGGAGGAGAGUCUCUUGAAUGGAGAUCAGGGUGGGAUCGAGCAAAUAGUUAAGGUGAGUUUUGAUCAUCUGUCACCUGCACCGGUUAAGAAAUGCUUCGCAUAUUGCUCAAUUUUUUAUCAAGAUACUGAAUUGGAACAAGAUCUACUAGUUGAGCUUUGGAUGGCUGAAGGCUUUCUUCAAACGGAUUCCCAAAAUGAAAGAAUGAUGGAGAAAAUAGGAUGUGAGAAUUUGAGAAUUUUGCUGCAAACUUCCUUAUUGGAAGAAGUAAGAGAUUGGAGGGGAACAUGGUAUAAAAUGCAUGAUCUUGUGCAUGAUUUUGCAAAAUCAAUUUUGAACCGUAACGGCAGCAAUCAGGACCGUUACCUUGCGGUAUACUCACCCGAAAGAAUCAAUGAAAAAGCAUCAGCAUCGCUUCGCACAUUAUUUCUGGAGGGUGGCAUAGCUGAUGAUAUGUUAUCAAAGUUCAAAUACUUGCAUGUCCUAAAAUUGUUCGGAGCAGAUGCCGAAGAGUUGCCGACCUCCAUUGGCAAACUAAUACAUUUACACUUACUUGACAUUUCAGGUUCUUGGAUUAGAACUUUGCCAGAAUCUCUUUGCAAACUUUAUAGUUUGCAAACACUGAGAAUUGGCAUGCUUGAAGAAGGUUUUCCAAAGGAGAUGAGCAAUUUGAUUAGCUUGAGACAUCUUCGCUAUUAUGGGGACAAUUGGGAAAUCCAAAUGCCAUCCAGGAUUGGACGAUUGACUUGUCUUCAAACGCUGGAGUUCUUUAACAUAGGUCGUCAAGAGGAAGGUCGUGGUAUCCAAGAGCUUGGAACCUUGCAAUAUCUUAAAGGCUCCUUGGAGAUCAGAAAUCUUGAAUUAGUGAAUGGCAAAGAUGAUGCUAAACUGGCGAACCUAUCUAGAAAGCCAAAUCUGUAUCGGUUGGUAUAUGAGUGGGGCAAUAGGGAUCGGGAAAGUAAUAAAUGCGAUGAAAAUGUGUUGGAAGGCCUCCAACCUCACCCAUAUUUAAAAGAGUUACAAAUUUUGAAGUUCAUGGGUGAUCAGUUUCCACAAUGGUUCAUGAAUUUGACAUCACUGGUGGAGUUGCGUGUAGCGGAUUGCACAAGAUGCAGAGAACUCCCUGCGCUAGGACAGCUGUCAUCCCUCCAACAUCUAUAUCUGACUGGAUUGGAAAACAUAAGAAGCAUUGGGCUUUCAUUCUACAGUACAAGUGCUGAGGAGGACGGCGGAUCAGGAGGUUCAAGCACUAUUAGCAGACAAACAUUCUUUCCAGCCCUUAAAAUUCUCUCUCUUGAAAGCAUGCAAAAUUUGGAAGAGUGGAAGGAUGCACACGAAAUGAUGGAUGUGUUUCCCGUGCUGGAAAAGUUGUAUAUUAGUGAUUGCCCCAAGCUGACCACCAUUCCAACUCCAAGUCGUUUCCCGAGACUUGAUGUAUUGGAAAUCAAAGCGAAUUGUCAUGUUUUGCUGGUAGAAAAGGUUUUGAGCAAUAUAACCACACUCUCGUCCCUUGAAUUAAGUGGUGGUAGUUUUCAACGCAUCGAGUCUCUAAAAUUAGUGAGACGACCAGAGAGCAGCUUGAAUAUUGAUGGCUGUAACAGUCUACCCACUGACAUGCUUGAGCGACUCUGUCUUUUUCCAAGUCUUGAUGUAUUGGAAAUCAAAUGGGAUUGCCACGUUUUGCUGGCAGAAAAGGUUUUGAGCAGUAUAGCCAAUCUCUCGUCCCUUAAAUUAAGUGGUGGUAGUCGUCAACGCAUCCAGUCUGUAGAAUUAGUGAGACGACCAGAGAGCAGCUUGAGUAUUGAAGGCUGUAACAGUCUACCCACUGACAUGCUUGAGCGACUCUGUCUUUUUCCAACUCUUCAGCAUGUAGAAUUGAUGGAUGCCGCCAAUGUAACAACAUUAAGAGGAAUGAGUUGCGCCGCUUGUCUUGAGAGAUUGACAGUCAUUCGUUGUUACAAUUUAUGGGAGUUGCCAGAAGAUCUUUAUCAAUUUCAAGCUUUAGAGGACUUGAAGAUACUCUGUUGCCCGAGAAUUGAUUCAUUUGGGUAUCCAAAUGCUAAAAAUUCAUUUGGACAGAAAGGCCUCCUUAAGUCUCUUGAGCGAUUUACUGUCGGUAGGUGCGAUGCAUUAACAAGAUUACCAGUGGAGAUGUUCGAGUCGUGUACGUCUCUCCGAGAGCUGAAGUUGUCCUAUUGCCGCAGUCUGGUCUCCUUUCCCCUUGAUUUGCGACGAACCCCUUCUCUCGAGAGCUUCUCAUUAUACGGGUGUUCCGACUUGAUUACUGAGAUGCCUAGUGGAUUUGGCUAUCUUACCAGCUUAAGGAAAGUGAAGAUUGGGCCCUUCUCAGAUGACUCUGCAAUCGAAUUUGAUUGGGCUGGAUUAGCAUCUUCAUCAUCACUGCAACACGUGUCUUUGCAGGGAAUGCGUGACACGAAAUCUCUGCCACAUCAGCUUCAAGACUUGACUACCAUCACAUCACUAUCUCUAAAACGCUUCAACGCAAUCGAAGCCUUACCAGAUUGGCUUGGGAACCUUGCGUCUCUUGAAGAGCUAAUCCUCCGUAGAUGCCCAAAGCUUGAAUAUUUACCCUCCGUAGAUGCCAUGGAACGCCUCAAAUUAAGACGUCUGGUAAUUCGUAGUUGUCCUCUAUUAAAACCAAGAUGCACUCCUGAAAGCGGCUCCGAGUGGUCCAAGAUCUCUAAUAUUCCAGAGCGUGAAAUUGAUCUCGACACAAGUGACAGUGAAGCAGCUUAUGAAACAUUGUGAAAGGCUCGAAAGUGUGCUACUUUUCUAUUUUGUGAAUUGGAUUGACAAUAUUAUGGCCACAAGGGGAAUUGGUCCAAGUGUAAUUGGGCCUAAAUGCAGGGUGGUAUCUGCACUAAAUUUGUUUAGGAAGUAGAGAUUAUGCUCUUUGGACAAAGAACACCAAGGUUCCCGAGUUGUUCUUAUGAGAAUGUCAAGAGGGAGGAGUUAUCUUCACUUAUCAGUCAGGUUUUGAAGAUGGAAGGUAGUUAUCUGUGAUUUUUCCCACCAGAAUGCCAUAUGUUGCUCAGAAUGUGGAAAUGAAGCAUGCUGAAAACAGAGUGGCUUGUGCCAGGCUUGUAGAAAGUAGUAUGGAUUGAGAAGAAUUAGAGGGGAGCAAACUGGACGUGCUACCAAGGUACAAGACUUGCUUGAAGAAAACUGGACGUGCUAAUACUUUAGUUCCAGAGGUGACAAGAUUUGAUGGAAAGAAGUUAGACAUUGUAGACAGCAUUGGUGAUCAUUUGGACGACAUAAACGAAGCAUGCGAUUGCAGUGUCAGUCGUUCAUUUGGAUGGAAUCAAUUCAAAGUUUUGGUGCUGCAAUUGCAGCGGCAAAAAUUUAUACCUUCCCACUCAAGAACAAGAGGGACUCAUUAUGCAACUGUGCUGACAGUUAGUCAUUCCAGAAAGCAGUGGUUUCCAAGCAAAAAUGUAUGGAUGGUGAUGUGGUAGACAAUUGUUCUCUUAAGGAGUGAAGAUCAAUCUUCUGGGAAGCAAUAUGUGACAGAGUAGAUGAAGAGGAAGCAGACAUCAUCUCGUUGGAAAAAGAGCAACAUGGUUCCCUGUCGUUUUUGUGAGAAUGUCAAAAGGAAGAAAUUACUGUCACUCGGCAGGCAAGUUUCGCAGAUGAAGAUGGUCAUCAAUUAUAGUUAUUUUGCUCAUUAAUUUGCACUAGCAUUGAUGGAGGCUUCUCAAACAUCAUGUAGAAAAACUGAAAGUGUUAUGGUUCUGUAGUGCUCGGAAUGCAGAAAUGAAGGUAAUGAUUUGGCUAAACUUUUUGUUAGCCUGUUUCGAUUUUUUUUUCUUUAUCUAUCUUCUGGAAAUGUAAUUUGGUUCAGAAGAAGAGAAGAUUUGAUGAUGGAAGCUAGAUGUUGAAGAUAGCAGUUGACCAAAUCUAGUUCACUUUAUCUAGUUCAUCAGUUUCAGUUCAUCAGUACUAUACUGUUAUUUGUCCACUCCUUUGUGUAUAUUUUUGGUUAUUUGUCAUCUCCAAUGGCUCAAGAUGAUGUUUCUCAACCUAUUUAUAUUAUUCUUGAUGGCACUAACUAUUCUCAUUGGGUUCAA
Coffea arabica (coffee) is the source of this 5693-nucleotide messenger RNA. Its product is annotated as putative disease resistance protein RGA3. NCBI's taxonomy places the organism in Eukaryota, Viridiplantae, Streptophyta, Magnoliopsida, Gentianales, Rubiaceae. The record is from RefSeq and is a predicted model, not a curated record. Gene Ontology annotation, molecular function: ADP binding.